AUUGAAUGAAUGCACACAAAACAAUGAUUUUUGAGCAGGCGAACUCAACGGUCCUCUGUUUCCUGCCUGUAUCCGGGUCCUGUAUGGAAGCCCGUGCGAGGCUGUCCCGGAGACCCCGCGCUGCCUGCACCUCUAUCGUCUCGGUUGACAUGGACGAUGAAGAUGGCAGGUGCCUGCUAGAUGUCAUUUGUGACCCAGAAGCACUCAACGAUUUUCUUCAUGGAUCAGAGAUACAUCUGGACACUGACGACCUUUUGGAUGGCUCUAACGACCCCUCCAGCUCGUUCUUCUCUUCUGUUGGGUGCCACGUUCCAGAGGUCCCACCCCCAGUCCAGCUGUCGUCCAAUGAGCAGCAAGGCCUGCCCCGGGUCAGCGUGGACCUGGACUUCCUGGAAGAUGAUGUCAUCCUGGACGGGUCGCCGGGCGACGACGGUAGCAACGCCAUGGAGCCAUGCGACAUCCUGCAACAGAGCCUGGCGGAGGCUAACAUUACAGAGCAGAGCCUGCAGGAGGCCGAGGCAGAGCUGGACCUGGGCUCCUUCGACCUCACCAUGCCAGGUCUGACUCAGGUGGUCCAGACCCUGCCCUGUACAGACAGCCUGACUGGGUCUGGAGGGACCGCUGCGGGGGUGGGGCUCCCCAUCUUCCCUGGAGCUCCAGGCUCCUCCGCCACCCCUCCCCAGGCCACAGCUGACAUGCUGGGCUCGGUGCUGGCCCAACAGGGCCUGGAGUUUGGGCCCCAGGUCAUGAACAAGGCCCAGGCCAUUAGUAUGCAGCCUUUCAUGCAGCAGGUGGCAGGCCUGGGUAACGUCACCCUUCAGCCAAUCGCCUCCCUCCAGGCCCUACCUAACGGCUGUCAGUCAGGACACCUGGGGCUGGGACUGGGGCAGAUACAGGUGAUGGGCCAGCCCACUGUGAUGACUAUGAACCAAUCAGGACAGUCCAUCCUGGCCAAGGGUAUGGGAGGAUACCAGCUGCACCAGCCUGGCCCCGAGGCACAGGGGGCAGGUGGGCAGGGCGGACUGGGAGGGGGACUUCUGAUCCAAGGGGGAAAAGCCACUCUGGGACCUCCUGCUUUAAACGGACCAUCGGUUUGCGGUACCACAGGAACCUUGGUUGGGUUCAGUAGCCCCGGACUGGCACAACAUGGGCAGAACCAUCCCCAAGGACAGAUCAUGCAGAACUUGAUCGUCCAGCGAACUCCGACCCCCAUCCAACCCAAACCCCCUCAGGGGGGAGCAGCCAUCCAGCCCAAACUGUUUAAGCAGCAGCAGCAGGCCCAGCCACACGCCUUCCAGAAUGAAGCCAACAAGGCUCUAGGGGUGCAGCAUGUCCCUGUCUCCACUUCCCAGAAUGUAGCCUUCCUGACAGGCAAGCCUGGCGCCAACGUGGUCCUGACCUCCCAGGCAGGGCUUCCCCAACAGGCUCUGUUCAAACAGCAGACGGCCCACCACCCCUCUGGGAAAGCACUAAGUGUCCACCUGCUCAACCAGCCCGGCAGCAUCAUGCUGGGGGGCCAGAACCACCAGUUCCUCCUGCCACAGCAGCUAGCCGGGGGUCAGAUCCUCACUCAGCACCCAGGGGGCCACAUCAUCACCUCCCAGGGGCCUGGGGGCCAACUGAUAGCCAAUCAGAUCCUGGCUCAGCACCAGAACAUCAACCUGGGCCAGGUGCUGAUGUCUCAGGGCCACAUCCAGCUGCAGCCGAGCCAGAUGGGACAUCAGCUCUUCCAGAUGCCUGUUACCCUCUCCCAGAGCCAGACCCACCCGGUCACGGGCCACCAGGCCCACACGGUGAUCCAGGGCAUGCCCCUGCAGAACUCCCUGGCCAUGCUGAGCCAGGUGGAGGGGGUGAGUCCUGCUGUCAGCCUGCAGCCCGCUCUGCAACCGCAGCCGGGGGGCGUUCCCAGCAGCGGAAUGGGCGGGGCAGCUGCCAUGGCACAGGGCCAGCCUGGGGAGAGUGGGAGCUGUACAGACCAGGCAGCCCAUCCUGGACAACCCCCCCAGCACUCCUCCAUCCUUUCUAUGCAGACUGGGCCCUCUGUCUCUGUGGCUGUCUCUGUCCCCUCCUCUUCUCCAUCCUUAUCUGUGUCCUCCACGUCAGCCCAGCAACAACACAGCCCCGGGAGCAGGGUGCUCUUCACAGGGCCACAGGGCUCCAGCAUGAUCCUCAGCCAGGAACACCUCCAGAUGUUUCUCCAGCAGGACCAGCGACAGACAGAGAAUGACCCCGCCCCCUCUGUCUCAGUGUGCGUGCCAGCGUCCGUUAUCGUCAGCAGCAACAGCAGCUCUGGCAACACACCCUCGGGUCUUGACAGCCAAUUAGCUGAGGCAGCAGUGGUAAAUCAGAUGCCCCAGGCGGCUGGACAGCAGUUGAAGCUCCAGAGCCUGUCCCCCUCCCAGCCCCUGGCCUCCCACACUGCUCCCCCUCUGUCGGACAGCCCUCAGCCCUCCCCCUUCCCCCUGCAGUCCCCCCACCACCAUGGCCAGUCCCGCACCCCCUCCCAGCCACAGACCCCUGUCCGCUCCUGCACCCCCUCAUCUCUUCCCCCAAUGUUCAUUAUCCACAACCAGAUCCCGGGCUCCCCCCAGCCUGCACAACAACAACAACAACAACAACAACAGAUGCACAUCCAGUCCCGGCCCCCCUCCCAGCCUGCUCCCUACCAACCUGACGUCCCCCCUCCCACCUGCUCCCCCAAACCCUCCCAGACUCUCCAGGGCCCUCCUGCAGGGUUCCAAUUUACGGUGCCCGAGGUGGGGGCCCCCGGCGGCGGAGUGGUGAAGACCCAGGCUCAGCCCAUCGCUCAGCCCAUCGCUCAGCCCAUCGCUCAGCCCAUCGCUCAGCCCAUCGCUCAGCCCAUCAAUCAGCCCAUCAAUCAGCCCUCUCCACAACAGAAACAACAGCAGGUCCAACAGAGCAUUAUAUUACAGGCCAAACAGCAGCAGCACAGCCAACCCCAAACUCCACCCCAACAACAAGCCCAGUUCAGCUCACAGCAAGAUGUGCCUGCUCUUCUGAUCCCACAACAGGCGUCUGUGCUGGUCAAGACUCCUGCCACAGCAUCCAAUGACGUGCAGGUGUUCUCAGGAGUGCAGGGUCAAGGCGGAGUUGAGGUGAACCAAGGGGGCGUGGCUCCAGCUAGUUUUAACCAUCCGCCCGGUCAACAGUCACUCCACCAGUCUGUGCAGUCAAAGACUGAAGGACUGAUCGGUCAGAUGGGUGUGAGGAGCCUGGGGAUGAUCCAGGUGAUCGGGUCAGGUCUGGGUCAGAUGACGUCAACACAGCAGCACACACCUGGUCUGGUCUCGCUACAAACACAGACUGCUACUAUGAAGAUGCCUUUCAGUAUUGCUGAACCCAGCAAGGAAGCCAGGAUGUUGGAGCAGCUGAGGAAGCAGCAGGGUUCAGUCCUCCACCCAGACUACAGCUCUUCCUUCCAGUGUUUUGAAGACACCCUGACCCGCCUGGUGCCUUACCACCUCUACCAGGGCACUGCCACCGCACCACACGACUACCACAGAGGUACACACACCCUGACCCGCCUGGUGCCUUACCACCUCUACCAGGGCACUGCCACCGCACCACACGACUACCACAGAGUGGAUGAUGAGUUUGAGAGUGUUUCCAGCCAGCUCCUGAAGAGAACGCAGGCCAUGCUGGAUAAAUACAGACACCUGCUUUUUGAGGAGUCAACGCGCCUUGGCCCGUCAGCUGAGAUGGUAAUGAUGGACAGGAUGUUUAUUCAGGAGGAGAAGAUCUCUCUUGGACAGGACCGCAUCCUCGCCAGGGACAGACCUGAGGAGUACGUUGCCAACUCGAAGCUGCUGGAGCGGGAGAGUGUAGCUGCCAGGGUGCCCCAGUCUUUUGUGUCUGCUGAGCCCAGCGUCGUGUGGAGUCGUGUAUCUGUGGCAGGGGCAGAUACAGGUCCUACCCCGAUCACAGCCUCAACACCGGCCCACUUUCCCUCCACCAAGCUGGUGAUAAAGCAGGGAGGAGCGGGGGCGUCUGCCUCCUGGUCCAGCUCCCCAGCUCCUGUAGCCAGGUCGGGGUCAGGGGUCAGACAGACAGUUGACACCCAGAGUCACAGCUCCUCCUUCAGCCACGGUCCUCCGCCUCCUUCCUCGUCCAGCUCCUCCUACCGCUCCUUCUCCUCCAACUCCUCCUACCGCCCCUCCUCUCGUCCAGCUGAUGAUGAUGAUGAUGAUGAUGAUUCUCUCCCCCAGAGGACCAGUAAACCUCCCAUGAAGACUUACGCCGCCCGCCCACGCAUCGGCUUGAAGCUCAAGAUCAAACAGGAAGCGGGGCUUAGUAAGGUGGUACACAACACCGCCCUCGACACACCAUCCACACCCCAGCCUCAAGCCCAACCACACCCCACCACCCAGCCACAAUCAGCACUGACGCACCCGAAAGCCCGAGCCGUAGCAGCACUAGCCACUCCUCCUUCUAUAACUACUGUCAUUAGGACUCCACCCCCUACCUGUAAUGCCACUUCCUCGGCAACGGUCUCCAUAGAAACCACACAGGCGACCCCCAGCCCCCUCCAGAGAGUCACAGCCCCCCCACCCCCCUCCUCCUAUCACCCUUGGUCUUCAUCAUCAACGACAACACCAUCCUCAUCCUCUUUCACUGCUCAGAUUAACGGAACGUUAGAACAUCACAGUGUGGGUGGAGUCGAGCGUAACCCCGCCUCCACGGUCACUCCUCCUCAGACCACCUGCCGCCUACCGCUAAGGAAGACUUACCGGGAGAACAUCAGCCCGCGCGUCCGACCGGGCGUACCGGGAGGAGGAGGAGACAGUGUCCCGUACCCCCGUCCCUCCCCCUCACCCCCCAAAUCGCCUCUCCCGCCCUCCUCACCCUCUGCCCUCUCGGAGCGGACAGUGAUCUCCAACGUGAAGUUGGAGAAGAGAGGAGGCAGCUCCAGGGAGGUGGGCUCCCACGCCCACACAGAGCCCAGCCGAGAGGCCCCGAGGCUGGGGAACUCCACCUCCUCCUCCCCUGGCUUAGGUCUGGAGGUGUUGUACCGCGGCAUCAAAAACACAAACACUCACCCUCACCUCUCAGACAGAACCAGAGACGGUGAGGGGGAGCAGGGGGACAGAGGGGCGGACAGAGGAGGGGACAGAGGGGCGGACACAGGGGCGGACACAGGGGCGGACAGAGGGGCGGACAGAGGGGCGGACAGAGGGGCGGACAGAGGGGCGGACAGAGGGGCGGACAGAGGGGGGGACAGAGGAGCGGACAGAGGAGGGGACAGAGGGGCGGACAGAGGAGCGGACAGAGGGGUGGACAUGGGGAGGUGUAAAAGGGUGAGCAGUAAAAACCAUCAGAGGUCAGGGAGCGGAACGUUCAGAAUGGACCAGCAUGCCCCUGGGCCCCCGUCCACGGCGCCAGAUGCUUCCUGUUACAGAGACUCAUCACUUCCUGCUAAGCGCUGUAAGUCAGACUCCCCUGACAUGGACAACGCCUCCUUCUCCUCCGGUUCCCCGCCACACGAUGAGUCUCUUAACGAGCACCUGCAGUGUGCUAUCGACUCCAUCCUCAACCUGCAGGGCCAGGUCCAGGGGCCCCCACCGCGUGGGGCUAAAGGGGGCCCCGCCAGGCCACAACGCGCCACGGGCCCCCAGUCCUCCUCAAACACACACAGACCCUCCUCCUCUUCCUCAUCCUCCUCCUCUUCUCAGGUUGGAGGCAGAGGACGCAAUGGCGGCCUGGUGCCACAGACUCAAGGCAGAUAACACACACGGGACAGUAGAGACUGAAGAGGAGGAGAGGCGGACAGAAGUCUCGCUGUGUUUUAAUGAACUGUUUGUCCAUUUAAAUGUUGUCUACUUUACAACAUGAUGCUCACAGUCUCUCCAUGGAUGAGUGGAUGAUGACUCUCUCUCUCUCUCUCUCUCUCUCUGUGUGUAAAAAGGUAUUGUGUUUUA
Messenger RNA from Oncorhynchus keta (chum salmon), 5936 nucleotides. It is a transcript of the gene bicra, whose product is annotated as BRD4 interacting chromatin remodeling complex associated protein. The record is from RefSeq and is a predicted model, not a curated record. The transcript is spliced from 16 exons. NCBI's taxonomy places the organism in Eukaryota, Metazoa, Chordata, Actinopteri, Salmoniformes, Salmonidae. Gene Ontology annotation, biological process: positive regulation of DNA-templated transcription. Gene Ontology annotation, cellular component: SWI/SNF complex. Bases 6 to 5744 code for a protein of 1912 amino acids.